UCCCUCUUCUCUCUCUCAAACGCAUCGAAGAAGUAAAACCAAAUCGAAUAAGGAGUAGUAUUUGUGAGGAAAUAUUGGGCUUCUCCUUCUUGCAUCCACGAGGUACGAGAAUACCAUUUGUAAUGUUUACUUGCCAACUCCUGUUUCUGAUACGUAAAUUUGCAGGUAGAUUAGCCGGUUUAUGAGACCAAGAAAGACCUCUGUUCGAGUAACCAUAGAAUUUCUAUUCAGAGAAUCAUAUAGUUGUCGAUCGUAUUUAACUAUCGUUGGAUUUUUCAGAUCCCUGAUCUCAUAGAGUUUUUUUCUGACACCAAUGCGAGGCAUCAACUUCUUUAAAUAAUCAUGAGAGAAUUGGAGUACAGUGCAACAAGAGGUCAGAGAGCUAAGCAAGACAUUUGAUGGACUGUGUGCAUGGGGAUGCAGAGAGUAAGCAUGAGCAUCUGAAAACACAUCCCGCGAAAGCUGUCGCUGAAGAUGGUGAUCCCCCUCCAGGAAACGAAAAUGAAGUUGAGAAGGAAACAACUUGCUCUUCCUCUGCUACUUCCGAUGACUCGUCCGAGGAUUUCUUCCAGUUUGAUCCAGCUGAACUCAGCAAGUCAGUCGUGGCGAACGAUCAAGAGAUGAGAAGCCACUGUGGUGCAGCUACAUCAAGCACGAACGGGUUCCUAAUCCUCAUCGAUGAUGACGAUGAGGAUAGCAUCCUUGCAGAGGCCCAGCCGGUGGGUAUAGCUGACACCGGUACCUCCUGCAUGGUGGCUUCGAGACAGUCACCUCCAGUUCAGGUGAUGGAGAGAUUGGACGUCCCCGACACGGGUCGGAUUCCCUCCCCCAUCUUCACAAGGGACAGGUCCACGAUGACGCCGAUGGAGUGGAGCGUGGCCUCCAACGAGUCUUUGUUCAGCAUCCAUGUAGGGACUUGCAGCUUUUCCAGGGACCAUCUCAUUCUGAUGGGCAGGUCAGGGGAGUUCACCCCCAUCGACUCCGGUAGCCCUGUGGAAUCCUGCCGACUGACGUCUGCCGUUCCAGGCUCAGAUCCUGUAGGAAACGAGGGCGCCGGCGCCAUGAAGGGUGCGGAUCAGGAAGAGCAGCUUUAUUCGACGAGUGAGGGUGCAAAACUGUCCACCAGACUAUCUCACCGAUCAGAUAUUGGCAGCGCAUCCAGGUUUCAGUCGUUUGCGUUUCCAGUAUUGACAGGUAAAGGAAGUAGUAGCUCAAUGAAGAUGGAACAUGGGCAUCCACUUCAGACUGAUACACCAAAGGAGGAAGAAGCUGCUGCUGCAGGAGAGAAUAAAUGGUGUCCAUGCUUUUCUUGUUGCUCAUCCUGCUGCUGAGAGGCUUUCGCAAAUGAAAUUUUGUUCAGACAGAGAGAAGCGCAUAUGUUCAUGGUCAUCAGUUCCUCCACGUCUGUGCCUCGGAAGGCUCGGCAUGAUGAAGGAGGCCGUCUUUUGCUCGCCUGAUGAUAACGUAUUAUGCCUUUUUUUUUCUUUUUCUUUCUCUAUCAUAAUGCAGAUAUGCACUAAUUCUUUCAAAAUUUAGUUAUCUUCGAAUGCUAAUGCUGGAUUUAGAGAAAUC
This is a messenger RNA of Musa acuminata subsp. malaccensis (wild Malaysian banana), 1572 nucleotides long. Lineage: Eukaryota; Viridiplantae; Streptophyta; Magnoliopsida; Zingiberales; Musaceae. The record is from RefSeq and is a predicted model, not a curated record.